AUGUCGAACCGCCAGCUCGCGCGCGACAUGCAGGUCGAGUUCCAGGCGCGCUUCAACGCCAAGCAGGCGCGGCGCGAGGCGCAAAAGGCGGCCAAGCAGGACCCCAUCCUCAAGAAGCAGAUCCAGGACCUGCUCAAGAAGGGCGAGACGGCAAAGGCCUACCAAAAGGCCAAGAUGCUGCUCUCCAAGCAGGCCCUCGCCCAGCAGAUGGACCAGAUGGCCGACAUGGCCGAGCUGUCAGCCGCCCAGAUCCAGGCCAACAACGCCAUGAACCGCAUGACGCACAUGAUGGCCCAGUCGUCGCGCACCAUGAACGUCGCCCAGAAGAACACGAACCCGGAAAAGACCCUCGUCACGCUCGAGCAGUUCAAGCAGCAAAACGAAGAGUACGCCAUGUCCAACGGCAUCUACCAGGACGCCAUCACCCAGUCCACCUCGGUCCAGGUCGGCGAGGACGCCGUCCACGAGCUGCUCGGCAAGCUGGCCGACGACGCCGGCGUCGAGCUCAGCAUGGAGCUCAACAAGGCCACGCCCGCCGCCGCCGAGCCCCAGGCCGCGAGCGCCGAGCCCACCGCCGAGGAGGAGGACAAGCUGCAGCAGCGCCUGCGUGCGCUGCGGGCGUAG
Messenger RNA from Purpureocillium lilacinum, 624 nucleotides. RefSeq names its product vacuolar-sorting protein SNF7. Gene Ontology annotation, biological process: late endosome to vacuole transport; protein transport; endosome transport via multivesicular body sorting pathway. Gene Ontology annotation, cellular component: ESCRT III complex; multivesicular body. The record is from RefSeq and is a predicted model, not a curated record. Lineage: Eukaryota; Fungi; Ascomycota; Sordariomycetes; Hypocreales; Ophiocordycipitaceae.